Messenger RNA from Humulus lupulus (European hop), 492 nucleotides. RefSeq lists its product as uncharacterized. The transcript is spliced from 2 exons. The record is from RefSeq and is a predicted model, not a curated record. NCBI's taxonomy places the organism in Eukaryota, Viridiplantae, Streptophyta, Magnoliopsida, Rosales, Cannabaceae. The coding region runs from base 1 to 492 and encodes 163 amino acids.
AUGUCAGUAUUGAUUGUGUAUGUUGAUGAUAUCAUUGUCAUUGGCAACCAUACUGAAGAAAUGAUUCUAAUCAAGGAAAUGUUGGCAAAAGAAUUUGAAGUCAAGGAUCUUGGUGCACUCAGUAAUCCCAGCAAAACUCCAAUCAAGCUCGGAGACAAGAGAAAAAUGUUUGAAGGAAGUUUAGUUGACAGGGGAAGGUACCAACAGCUAGUCAGAAAGCUUAUCUACCUCUCACAUACCAGACCUAAUAUUGCCUUUGCAGUAAGUCUGAUCCGUCAAUAUAUGCAUGAUCCAUGUCAAAGACAUCUCAAUGUAGUAUACAGAAUUCUGAGGUAUCUAAAGGAAACACCAGGAAAAGGUCUUUUCAUCAAAAAGACAACUGAGAUGAAGGUUAAAGUAUUCACAGAUGUAGAUUGGGUUGGGUCAGUUGAUGAUAGAAAUUCUACAUCUAGGUAUUGCAUAAUUAUAUUGGGUGAUGUGGUGACAUGGUGA